GUCCCCUGCGUCCCCAGAGUUGCGGGGAACAUCCUCCACUCGUUGUCAUCAUCGUCGUCGUCGUCGUCGUCAUCAUGAGUGGCAGCCCCUCCACCUCCAUCUCUUCAGCUUUGGGAGUUUGCGAGGAAGCUUUGGCGGUGAGGCCUGUGCCUCUGCUGCUGCGUCUCUUGCGCUCUGUCGGUGCGACAGGCGACACGUUCACGCUGCCGCAGGUCUUCCAUCACCUGGGCGGCUACAUCAAGACGAAGCAACUCUACGACAAGCGGAGGCUACACAUCGUGCACUGCAAGGGCGACCCUCUGGGGGAGCUGUUCGGCGUGGAGAGCUUCUCCCUCAAAGAGCCGAGCUCGUCGCCCAGGUCGCUGGGCGCUCUCCUGGCCAAGGCGCUCGGCAGAGCCGCCACCGACAGACGCAAAGGUGGAGCCAGGCCCCGGCAAGAUUACGCGGCGGGAGCCGUGAAGGGAAGCUCAUUGGCGACGGCCGACGGAGACAAGCGGCAGGAACCGCAACGAGGAGGAGGAGACGGACACGAGGAGGAGGAGGAGGGCGUUGACGACGAUGUCAAAACGAAGACGUCGUCGGACACCGUCUCCCCCGCUCCCUCGGCUCCCGCGAGCUCUGACCACGACAUCAGCAGCAGCAGUAGCGGCAGCAGCAGCAGCAGCGGCAGCAGCAGCAGCGACGCCAACGCCGCGUGCCUCGUGUGCCUCGUGUGCCAGCACCGGCCCAGGACCUGCACGCUCGUGCACGGAGAGACGGGCCACCUGGUCACGUGCUGCGCGUGCGCCAAGAAGCUAAAGCGCCGCAACGAGCCUUGCCCCGCGUGCGGCAGGCCCGUCCACGCCGUCGUCAGGACGUACCUGCGGUGAGAGAGACGCCAGCUGACGUCACCGUCCACGCCGUCGUCAGGACGUACCUGCGGUGAGAGAGACGCCAGCUGACGUCACCGUCCACGCCGUCGUCAGGACGUACCUGCUGUGAGAGAGA
Lethenteron reissneri (Far Eastern brook lamprey) is the source of this 987-nucleotide messenger RNA. Its product is annotated as E3 ubiquitin-protein ligase Mdm2-like. Gene Ontology annotation, molecular function: ubiquitin protein ligase activity; p53 binding. The record is from RefSeq and is a predicted model, not a curated record. Gene Ontology annotation, cellular component: nucleus. NCBI's taxonomy places the organism in Eukaryota, Metazoa, Chordata, Hyperoartia, Petromyzontiformes, Petromyzontidae. Gene Ontology annotation, biological process: regulation of gene expression; protein ubiquitination; regulation of cell cycle.